Molecule: messenger RNA, 7235 nt
Organism: Dermacentor silvarum
Lineage: Eukaryota; Metazoa; Arthropoda; Arachnida; Ixodida; Ixodidae
Product: protein eva-1
Exons: 8
Coding region: 1-1329 (442 amino acids)
Molecular function (GO): carbohydrate binding
Source: RefSeq, a predicted model, not a curated record
AUGGCAGCCCUGCUGUCGGGCACACUGAAGACGUUUCAGAAGUUCGCCUGUGACGGCCAGGAGCUGCAGCUGCGCUGUUUUCGCAACACUAGCAUCUCCAUCUCAGUGGCCCAGUACGGGCGCUCUGUGCCCUACCACAUGCUUUGCCCGCCGCCAUCGCAAGAGGAAGAGGGCGCUGAGAACGCCAGACCGGCGCAAGAGUACAACGGCAGCGUCGAGUGCAUCGCCAAGGAAGCGCUCAAGGUGGUGGAGGCAGCAUGCCGAGAGAAGCGAGAAUGCAUGGUGAGGACUGACGUCAAGUCAUUCAUGGUGGACCCUUGCCCGGGCGUGUACAAGUACGCCGAGGUCGCCUACAAGUGCCGCCCCACCACGUUCUCCAACCGCAUCGUGUGCGAGAAUGCCGUGCUCAACCUGCGCUGCCAGAAGAACCUGCGCAUCGUGGUCUACUCGGCCAACUUCGGCGGCACCGAGAAAGGCGUGCCCGAGUGCCCGCAGAGGCAGGACGUCAAGCUGUCCGUUUGCCAGGUGAGUUACGCUACUGAGACGGUGCUGACAUCGUGCCACGGUCGUCGCAAGUGCACCGUAGCCGCCGACAUGGGCACCUUUGGCAACCCCGGCUGCCACCGUGACUCGCGGCUCUUCCUCAAGGUUGUCUACACCUGCGCGCCCAAGGAGAUCCUCAAGGACCUCGACAUAGGCGGCACCGACUCGCCCAAGGACAGAAUGGACGAGGAGGAGGAAGGAUACGUGGAAGAGGCGCGCUACCAGCCAUCCACCUUCAGUCCUGAUGGGGGUCCGUAUGCACCGGCCGAGUCGCUGCCUGCCGUGCCGAUGGAUCGAAAUCUGAUACCAGAGCCAGUGAACAAAAAGAUCGACCUGCUGCGAGAUAGGACCGCAGAAGACGACAAACACGUCAAUUGCACCUUGAGUGGAAGCGGCCACCGAGCCAUUGGCUUCGUCACCGAAUGGGUCGCGGCCUACAAGUUUGUAAGAGCGAACAAAGAGAAGUUCAUCCUGUACGUGCUGCUGAGCCUGGGCUGCGGCAUCGUCGCCUUCCUGGUUGUGCUGUCGGCUCGCCUCUACGUGCAGCGGCGCCGCGACAAGCGUCAGGACGAGGUCAAGUGCUCCGAGCCGUUGUCGAGCUCGUUCGACGAGUGCGACGGCGGAGGUAGAGCGGAUCCAGUGGACGCUUCCGGCUCGGCAACCAGGCACGCGCACACGAUUGAAGUCGUGCGCUACGCCAACAGAUCGGGCAUAAGCCGCCACGACAGCGACACCUACCCGCGGGCACCCGUGUCGCGAUCGACGAACAACUACUACUACAGCUAGUGGUGAAAAGGCCGAGGAGGAGACUCGUAUUUGUUGUUGUUUUCUUCUCGUUCGCACUCUCGUCACCUCCUCGAGCCAGUAUGCACAUUCAGGAACGCGCCGAUGCCAAAAAAUAAUUGCGAUGACCUAAGGUAACUCGCAUACGUCAGGGCGUAGACGUUUAAUCGCGCUGUUCGUGAAACCGCGGUGGUCGUCAUUUUUACAGGACCCUACCCUAUCACACUAUAGAGAAGCUACAUACGCCAACAGGCUGUAGGCUUCGAGGUGUGAAGACGACCGAACACCACGGAUACUGUUUUGACUUGGCCGCGCGAUGGCGUGAAUUGCGUGUGGCCUGCGAAAGAUCCCAUUGCGCCAACUCAACGCGCGUCGGCGUUACGGCGGCGACAGUUUGUACAGCAUGUAAAGUAACUAAUACCACUAUAACAACAGUGCCUGCGAGUGUUCCAAUUAAGAUGUUUAAGGAUGAGCAGUACGUGGAGCAUAUCAAAUGCCUCGCUCACUCUGACUUGUUGCGUUUUCCGCGCAGAGCUUAACCUGAGCCCGAUAGAGGAGGUCAGAGUUCGUGGUCAUCCGGUGUCCACAGUGUCGGCCCAAAGAAAUUCUGUGCGUUUGCAUCGUUUCAAAAAAAGCUUUUAAGGCUGACCACAACUGAAGAAAGACUACGUCAGGGAACCGGUCUAUCAACACGACUACGUCGGGGAUGUGAGUAGCAGUGCUCUCACCAGGAUGGCAGUCUCUCAAGUACUGCGAGGUUGUGGUUAUUAACUGACGCGUGAAAAAAAAUAUACUUUCUGCAUUUCCUUCGUAAUCUUUGUUAUGGAUAGUUGAUGCAUUCACCCACGUACUCAUAGCAAAAAUUCAAUGUGAUGUCUGUAGGAUAACGGUGGACCAUGCUUGCUGCUAAAACCUUUGACGUUCAAGUCCCAAGACCGAUAUCUUCACUCCUUGUGAAGAAUGUUUUACAGAACUGCCUCUGUUUACAUUGGAAAAAUCGGUAGUUUCGUUUUAAUGACAUGUGUGCUCACCUUAGCCCCUUGUUAUAGCAGCUGUAAGCCGGCUAUGUCUACGUAAUUAGUGCAAGUGUGUCACCAGUCACAUAAAAGCACUGCACUGAGCGCACAUAGGCCUAGAGUGCUGAAGAGGCCAAAUUUUGUUCCAACACUUAAGGGACACAAGCAUAUUAUCUUCACCUAGAACUACUGACGAACGCGUAUUGUCGAGUUCACUGCAUUAGAUUGGAUGGUGUUACAUAAUUUGUUUUGCACGCGUACAUUCAAGCGUCAGUCAACACGCACUUUUCGAAUGAGAAUAAUGCAACAACAAGGCCCUCUAUAGCUUUUCACUUGGAUAUACAGGGCUUGAGUGAUGAUAUGUAUUAUAAUGAAGAACAAUAAGAUAUACCUUCUUACGUUAUAGAUGAAUUAUGGCUAAUUUAUUACACCGGUGGUCGUUCUGUGUUAAACAAUGGGCAAGAGCUACAAAGCCGGCUUCGUUGUACAAAUAUUUAUUGAAGCCAGUAGCUUAAAAGAUGUUGAUCUACGUGGGCAUAUCGUGCACUGAUUUUAUGUACCAUCUCCUGUCAUCCCUUGCUUGCAGCAAGUUAUGCAUAAUUUGUCAAUUGCGUUUCGUGGCUCUCCUGUGUACUUCACCACUGCACGUGACUUCAAUACCGAGUUCCAAUGUUCCGUGCUUGACAAGUGCACACAUGAAAAGUCGAGAUGUGACUCAUUGGUCUGCACAGCUUACGCGAUCAGCCGACCAACUUAAAAAAAAAGAAAAAAAAAACGUCAGCAAGAUGCACAGAAUGGACCCGCACACGCUUACCGAGUGUUCUGACAGAUAACUACCAGAUGCGAUAUUUAUCUCGGUGGGUUAUGCAAGCGCCCAUACCAGCGUCUCAGAAGAUGAGGUUAAAGUCCACCCAUUAGGGUCCACUCAUGGUGGCUUAGCUCCUAUGGCUGUGAUGUGACGUGCAUGACUGACUGAAUAAACUUUAUUAAAACCAGCAAGAGGUGGUGGCUGGGCCUAGGCCUCCCACGUGGGGACGUCGUGCAUGAGCUUAAAAUUUAAGUUCAACGUAAGGGCAGCUCUAAGUCUGCUCAGACGACACUGAUACGUUUUGGAAGUGAUGAAUUUAGUUCUCGGCCAUCAAGUGCAGUAACACUGGUUCAGCAAAAUGUUUGCUUCACUAAUAUCUCAUGUAAGUGAUCGCGAUGCAGCUCGUCAUGUACGGGUAACUUUUAUUUCCUGUCGGUGUGAGAUGUCCUGUUUAUCUGUCAUUAACGAUCAGCAUCAUUUUGACGCCUGUAUGUUCGCACAUUUCUAGGUGUGUUUUCGCACUCUCAAGCAAAUGGUUAUUCAGCUAUACCGCGGGUAAGGGCUGUAAGACGACUGUUGCAAGAUUGGAACAAGUUUGAACUGUUUACUGUGUCCGAAAGCACGUUGUGUUGCUGACCUGCACAGUUAUUGUUGUAUGUGUCUUCUGUGCACCGUUGGCUCACGUUUCUGUAAAUUACUGUUGACUCAUAACUGUAAAAUUGUACAGCUCCCUACAGGGCCGGUGUUGUGCUUCUGUCGACUUGUUUGGUCGAAACGAGGAAGUAUCAGUUUUAUUUUAAAAAUCGGCGGCUGUCUUUUUUUUUGUGUGGUGUUUUUUCGUGCUCGCAUGCAUUUCCUUGGUGAAAAGUGACUGCUGAAAGCGCGUGCCAUUAAGGCGGAAUAGUGUAGAGAAAUGAAUGGCGAAGAAGUCACGGGACUCGGCUCCAAAACCGCGAGCCUCUGCUUCCGAAAAUAAUAUUUUCGUGAACUCCGAUGUCAAUGUUGGAAGUUUGGAGGCCGCCACAAACGAGCACUUGAGUCGCAGAAAUUGUGUUCCCGAAAACUGUGUGGUGUAAUGCUUUGUCGCGACCAUUUCUCUCAGUUGGGCAUUAACUGUAACAUUCAAACAAGAAUACUUCGAGUACUAAAAGCGUUUCACAAUAUUAGUUAUCUAAUUACAGUUCCCCGUCUGCAUAUCCGAAAGCAAGAAGGAAAAGGAACUGUUCUGAUGAACUGAACUGAGCAACCGAAAAUGUGAUGCCACUGAUGCCAAGAUCGUUCUUAUUUGAACCACAAUAUGUCUAUUAAUAAAGAAAAGAGUUAAAUGGAGGCUCAGAUGGAAUGAGCUGGCAAACCCUAAUUAUUACUAAUUGAUAUUAUCUUGUAGAUAGAAAGAACGUAUGCUUAUCUGUCAGACAAGAACGUCAUGCAGUGCCAAGCUGCUAUGCCUGAUUAGAAGAUCGAAGUGAAGAAAAGAAAUGAAGUAAAUGAAAACAGAUAGCCCUAAAGGGCAGAGUAAUGCUUCAGCGCGAAUAAGCAAGCUGAAUGGUUCACAGGAUGGUGGAGAUUUGAAUGUUCGACAAGUCUUCUUGUCAAAACUUCAGGUUGAGGCUACCCUUGUUCGCUGAGUUGUUCAUUCAUACCAAUUGUGAAACUUCCCAAAAGCACCCCAUUUCAGAAUCCACAAACAGUAAUUGGUAAAAAAAGUGGAAGUCUCCUGAUUCUCGCCCACCUAUCGAUAACAAAAGAGACUAUCAUUGGGCAUUUCAUUUGAGAAGAGCGGUGGAAACGGACUUCAUGAGAGGGCCGCGGCGGCUGCAUUUCGAUGGAUGCGGAAUGCAAAAAAGCCCGUGUGCUUGAGUUGUAGUGCACGCUAAAGAACCUCAGGUGGUCAAAAUUAAUUCGGAGCCCUCCACUACGGCGUGCCUCAUAAUCAGAACUGGUUUUGGCACGUAAAACCCCAGAAACAAGGACUUCAUGAGAGGUUUCUUUUUUUUAUCUUUGGGUGGGGUGAAGGGCUAGUAGGAGGGGCUAGUUAGUAUAUGGCAUAUACAAUGAAAACAGCACAAAAAUCAAAUAAGAAAGCCAUAAGAAACAGAAACAGACCCUUUAGCCGGCGCUGUUUUCGUUCUAGGUGUCAGAAAAACUGCAAUAUCAACAUUUAUAAUCGACAUGAUUUUUCAGUCAGAUUUGUCAUUUCAAGCACUUUGACAGGCGACUGGCGGCGGCACAAGUUUUAUUUUGCCGCUAACAGGUGGAGCGCGUCAGUCAGUUCAACCCCACCAAAUUGUACGACAAAAAAAAAAAAGUGCCUCGUUUUUUGGUGCCCGUGCUGGCUGCGUGAAGACAAACACAUGUAGGCUCAAAUACUACCAACUGUGUGAGACCUGCGUCUACAGCACGCAAAAGACAGACACAACCCAGCCAGAAUCGUAGGAAACGGCAAUCUUCCGAAAACGCUGGUGUUUAAGGCUGAUGGGUGUGUCAGCUAGUCAGCGUUGGAUAUAAGCAAAAAGUGUUUAAAGUAAUGGUGGGGAAAAUGAUGAAAAAGAUGGGGCCAGAGUGGUUACCAGCAUGGACAACUUUGCAAGGUAGAGUAGAGAUGAUCAAAUUGAUAGACUGCAAUGUGUAGAGUAAAUCUUGGUUAGCUCACACAGGCUAUGUGACAAUUUGUCGCUAUCUGCUUCCCAACGGGAUGCUGUUCCAAAUCGUCAAAUUAUUAUCACACCGUGGUCUAGUGUUCUUAGCAUGCACGAAUUUCUAAGGGCAUUUUCUGAAUUCGUACUAAGAAUUCUGCUGCGGAUCAAAUUCGAUGCUAUAGUCAGACGAAAUUCUUUGGUAGAUAAUGGUUGCUUGUUACAGCGAAUGGCAUUUAGUCAUUGCCUCGCGGUACAAAGUGGGAUUACUUUUCCCAUGCAGUUUUAUAUUUAAUAUGCAAAUGAAUCCUUGAAGUGAGGAUGAAGGCACUGGUGCACCAUUAUAGGCAGUGGCUGUAUAAUUAUGAGUAUAUCUGUGGUGCCAAACGCUGGACGCGGACUUACCGUACAGAGUUUAUUUUUUCCCCAGUUCAAAAAAACAAAACAAACGCUGAUUGUUGCUGAAACAAAUGCUGAUGUGCCAACACCGUUUCGUGAAACAGCGACCCGCAUCUAGGUCGUUACGUGUGGCAUUGUUAUCCAACCCAAAUUAAUUAAACGAACUUGAACUGGCGCCGCCAGGAAUGACGCGGCUCGGAAACCUCGAUCUGGCGUUGUGGCUUGCAAUAAUAUUAGUAAAAGAAAGUACAGUGCCGCUCUCGCGAACUUGGGGUCUGUCAGCGUCGCCUCGAUGCCUGCGAUAACGUCUGUCCCGGCGCGGUACCGUCAAACCGAAUCAUUACAACCGACUGUAUCUUUUUUUAUUUUUCUUGUGCUAAAUGAUAUCACAUGCAGCUUCCUUUCGCCUCUAUGAAGCGCUAGAUGUUUUUGCUUGCUGUUAUGCCCAGAUACGUCUGUUAUGUUUAAACACCGUCAAAGGGUACCACAUUUUGCAGGAAAGUCAGGAAAUUUGAUUACAUUCUUGCGCAAACAUAUGCUCAAAUCGCUAUUUCGCACUCUACUUUUAUCAAGUAUAAUGCGCUGGAAACUUCGAGUGCUUGCCCGGACACUGUGUUAUUGAGGAAUUUUAGAUAAGCAGUCCACGCAAAGUGAGCAAAACUUUUGCUUGUGGUUCGCACUUUCUGCAACGCUUGCGAGAGUCUGCUUCUUUCUUGCGAAUGUGUGCCAAGUGUGUCAUACAAUGCAUGUGUACCGGAAUUCGCUGUACUUGCUCAAUAUUCCCCGACCUCGGGUGACAUAUCUUCUGCGCACUUGACUGGAAAAAAAUUGCCACGACGGAGCAAGAAGUGCCACUUUCUCUUUGGCUGCUACGUGGAACGAACAUUGAAGAAUGGCAUUGCGACAUUUAAACAGUAUGCGUGGACGGGUAAAGACCGCCAAAAGUUGGCGUUUUGUUUUUCAAUACACUUCUGUUUCUUGUUUCUGUAUCAAAAGAUCGCUGCUCUAUGUUUUGAAAGAUGCUAAUAAAUGACACUGGCUAUUUUGUUA